UGGACCUUCUUGUUGGCACUCUACAACUCUCCCAAGGAAUGCCGCUUCCCUUCACCCUCCAAUCUUCUCCCAACUCAGAAAGUUCUCAGCUUUCUACUCUUCACUUUCACUUCAGCAAUGGCGACUCAUCCUUCCUCUCCCCAGGAGAUCCGGCACCGCGUAAACCAUUUCCUAACCAAGCUUUCCGACCGCGAUACCGAAGCCAUCGCCGUUGCUGAACUCUCUGCCAUUGCCCGUAGUCUCACUGCCGACUCUCUCGUCCCCUUCAUCUCCGCCGUAGGCGACGCUCGCCCCACAGAUAAAACCCCUCUCCGCCGCCACUCCCUCCGCCUGCUCUCCCUCCUCGCUCGCUCCCUCCCAUCUUCCUCCCUCUCCCCUCAUCUCCCCCGUCUCCUCGCUGCUGCUCUCCGCCGCCUCCGUGACCCUGAUUCAUCUGUCCGCGCCGCUCUAGUGGAUGCCGUACGCUCCCUUGCUGCCAUUACUCCGGCUGCCGCUCUCGUUUCCACCCUCCUCCGCCCCCUCGCCGACGCCCUGUUCCAUGAACAGGAUAUUCACCCCCAAUCCGUUUCCGCGCUUUCCCUCUCCGCAGCCCUAGAAGAAUGCAACCGCGAGGAUAGCGAAGAGCUCUCCUUCUUUCUACAACGUCUAGUCCCGCGCCUGGUGAAGCUCGCUCGGAGUCCGGCAUUCAAGGCAAAGCCGGCUGUUUUGGCGCUUCUCGGAAAUAUAAGUCUUGCUACCUGUGGGAUAGGAGAUCCCGAGCUAGCGGCGCUGGUUAAUUGCCUUGUUGAGUUUCUCGGACACGAGGACUGGGCGGCUCGGAAUGCUGCUGCCAUGGCGCUUGCUCACCUCGCGGCGAUGGAAAAGGAGCGACUUUGCAGGUUUAAGCAAUCUUGCCUUGCGACUUUUGAGGCCCGGCGAUAUGAUAAGGUGAAGGUCGUGAGGGAUUCGAUGAAACGGAUGCUGGAGGCGUGGAAGGACAUCCCAGAGGAAGACCUGGAUAUGCCGAAGCCACUAUCUGAAUCACAGUCGAGCUCUUAUCUCAAAGAGACUGGCAAUGAUAGAAGAUGCCAAGCUACUUCAAUUAAUAGUUCUUUAUCUGCUUCCAAAAAGAUAAGAAUUCCCAACUGCAGAUCACCGCCGAAUGCAGUAACUCCAAUUGGUACUGCAAAGAAGAUUGUGAUUGAUCAGAGGAAAAAUUCAAGAAUGAUUGAUCAGAAGAAAAACUCAGAUUGGAGAGUUGAGAUUGCUGAUGCUCCUUCUUGCAAAGCUGAAAGUGAGAAUAGCGUGACAAGUAAGGAGAGGGGUUUAAAGAGUUGUCAGCAAGAGAGAUCUGAUAGCAAUGGAAGAUCUAGAUUGGAGGUGAAGAGGGCGCUUUUUGAGAAGAAUUGGGAGGAUAAAAAGAUUGGUAGCUUGAAAUCUGUCUCUCGGAUUGUGCCAUUUGAGGAGACUGGAAAAGAGACGAUGAAUGAAACUACUGUGGCCACUGAAAAGUUCCAUGGAGAGCAGAAGGAUGGUGAUUUUUCUUUGAUCCGGAUGCAGUUGGUUCAGAUUGAGAACCAGCAGUCCAGCUUACUUAGCCUCCUCCAAAGAUUCAUUGGAAACUCACAGAAAGGCAUUCAUUCACUGGAAGCAAGAGUUCUCAACUUAGAACUAGCACUAGAUAAUAUGUGUCGAGAUAUAGCUUCAGCUUCUGCUUCAGCUUCUUCUGGGAGAGUAGUAAUGAACAAAGAUCAAGAAGCUCAAAUGUGUUGCAGGUUACCAGGCACAGAGUUCUUCAGUCCAAAAUUUUGGAGGAGAGCAGAGAGUAGAUAUACUUCAAGGUUCUUAACUUACAAGCAGGGAGCUCAGUUUGGACUAAGUGGGGGAUUCAUUAACCCCUUGGCUGAAGCAAAUCAUCAAACAUUGGGUAACACAAGUCGGUAUAAUGGAACUAAGGUUGUCUAAGAUGGCUCUACAUUGAAAUUUUCUUCUCAACUGAGUAUAGGGCUCAUAAGGUUAAAUAUGCAAAUCAUGAGCAAGGAUCUUUGUUGAUGCAAUCUGCAAAAAAAUAUUUUGCAUUUUUUUGUUUUUGGGUUAAAUUAUUUGUUUGCUAUUUAUGGUGACAAUGAGGUUCUUUU
Messenger RNA from Dendrobium catenatum, 2117 nucleotides. RefSeq names its product TORTIFOLIA1-like protein 3. Bases 118 to 1944 code for a protein of 608 amino acids. Gene Ontology annotation, molecular function: microtubule binding. Gene Ontology annotation, cellular component: microtubule. The record is from RefSeq and is a predicted model, not a curated record. Lineage: Eukaryota; Viridiplantae; Streptophyta; Magnoliopsida; Asparagales; Orchidaceae. The transcript is spliced from 5 exons.